Molecule: messenger RNA, 2325 nt
Organism: Cajanus cajan (pigeon pea)
Lineage: Eukaryota; Viridiplantae; Streptophyta; Magnoliopsida; Fabales; Fabaceae
Product: mitogen-activated protein kinase kinase kinase 3
Biological process (GO): protein phosphorylation; MAPK cascade
Cellular component (GO): cytoplasm
Molecular function (GO): MAP kinase kinase kinase activity; ATP binding
Source: RefSeq, a predicted model, not a curated record
AAGAAGAAAUAAUGCGAUAAUAGCGUAGAAAUUAAGAGGAAAUAGGAAUAUAAUUGUGGAAUUGAUUUGAUGUUAAUGUUACGUUAGUGAAGAGAGGACUCCCCGUAGUCGUAGAAGAGAAUAGGAAGAAGAGAAGAGGGGUUAUAAUAAGUAGUUAUAGUAAAAGGAAAAGACGGUGGUUUAUUAAUUAUUAGUGGGCUUCUUUCUAGUUUGCAAUCCCUCUUCUUAGCUCUGUUUUGGGGGAAACUAGAAUGCCGGCGUGGUGGAGUAGGAAGUGGAGCAAGAGCAGCGAGGAGCAGGAUGAAGAGGAAGUGCCACGUGGCGGUCUUCAAUUGAAUUUCAUCACCAAGACGAAGAACAGGAAGAAUAAGAAGAAGCCCAAGAGCUUGGACGACAAGCUCAAAGGCCUUCCCUUACCUCGCCCACCCGAUCAACCCUUUGGAUCUCUUUCCAUGUCUGGUUCCAGCGUCAGCUCCUCAACCUCCCUCGACGAUCAUCCAAUUUCGCCUCACUUUAGUGCCAACAGAGGACAAGAUGAGGUGAGGUUGAAUGUGAGGUCAAAGAGUCCAGGUCCUGGGUCAAGAGGACCUACAAGUCCUACCUCGCCGCUUCAUCCAAGGUUGCAUGCUUUGAGUCUUGACUCUCCUACGGGUAAGCAGGAGGAGGGAAGGAGUGAGUGUCAUCCGUUGCCUCUUCCUCCUGGCUCCCCAACUAGUCCUUCUUCUGUGCUUCCCAACGCACGAGCAAAUGGACAGUUGGAAAACGCUACCAGCAAUGUAUCCAAAUGGAGAAAAGGAAAGCUUCUAGGACGGGGAACGUUUGGGCAUGUAUACCUGGGAUUCAAUAGUGAAAAUGGACAAAUGUGUGCAAUAAAAGAAGUCAAGGUUGUCUCUGAUGAUCAAACAUCAAGAGAGUGCCUCAAACAACUUAACCAGGAGAUAAAUUUGCUAAAUCAUCUUUCUCACCCAAAUAUUGUUCAAUACUAUGGGAGUGAGCUGGUAGAAGAAUCACUAUCUGUAUAUUUGGAAUAUGUCUCUGGUGGUUCUAUCCAUAAAUUACUUCAGGAGUAUGGUCCAUUUAAGGAGCCUGUUAUUCAAAAUUAUACCAGGCAAAUUGUCUCCGGACUUGCCUAUCUGCAUGGAAGAAAUACAGUACACAGGGAUAUUAAAGGGGCAAACAUACUAGUUGAUCCUAAUGGUGAAAUCAAACUGGCAGACUUUGGAAUGGCUAAACAUAUAAACUCUUCUGCCUCAAUGCUUUCAUUCAAAGGAAGUCCAAAUUGGAUGGCUCCGGAGGUUGUAAUGAAUACAAAUGGCUAUAGUCUUCCAGUUGAUAUAUGGAGCUUGGGAUGCACAAUUAUUGAAAUGGCAACAUCAAAACCUCCUUGGAGUCAUUAUGAAGGGGUAGCUGCCAUAUUUAAAAUUGGGAAUAGCAAAGAUAUGCCCGAAAUCCCUGAGCAUCUUUCAAAUGAGGCGAAGAGUUUCAUCAAGCUAUGCUUACAAAGGGACCCAUUAGCUCGCCCAACAGCCCAAAAGCUACUAGACCAUCCCUUCAUUCGAGAUCAAUCAGCAACAAAAGCUGCAAAUGUCAGCAUAACUGGGGAAGCUUUCACAUACAUGUUUGAUGGAAGCCGGACACCGCCCGUGUUAGAGUCUCAUUCCAAUCGAACAAGUAUAACACUUGAUGGAGAUUAUGCAUCAAGGCCAGCUGUUGCAGCUCCACGUGCAUUAAGGAGUCCAAGAGAUAACACAAGAAUGAUCACAUCUUUACCAGUAUCUCCUUCUUCAAGUCCAUUGCGACGGUACGGGCCAAAUCAUCAGAGCUGUUUCUUUUCUCCUCCUCAUCCGUCUUACACAAUAAUGGGACAAAAUAGUUACACUUUGAAUGACAUAUCCUCGUAUCCUAUGAGAUCAAGUGCCACAUUCACUCUUGAUCCUUGGUCUGAAACAUCUCGAUACAGAGCCAAUACACCACCUGGUGGAUCUCCAAGAAUGAGACUCAUUUGAGUUGCGGUCUUAAAUAGCUAUAGAACUAAAAUAUUGCUAAGUCUCUCCAAUAUACCUUGUGGUUGCACUUCAAUCUGGACUCUGGAGCACAAACUAUCCUUAAGAUUAUGGUCCAUUCUUUAUAGAUGAGAACCAGGUGACGGAAGAAAUGAUUCUUGCCCUAAGCUCUCGGUGCAUUGGAUUGGGGAGACCUACUGCUUGUAACAAUUUCUUGAUUGUUGUAAAUGCAAUGUGCUUACUGCUUGCUUACGUUUAUGUUGUACAAUGCUAGUUCAUGGAAGAAUAAAAAAAAUAUAAAAAAAAGUAAUUUUCAUACCUA